Trichosporon asahii var. asahii CBS 2479 is the source of this 1131-nucleotide messenger RNA. RefSeq lists its product as uncharacterized. NCBI's taxonomy places the organism in Eukaryota, Fungi, Basidiomycota, Tremellomycetes, Trichosporonales, Trichosporonaceae. The record is from RefSeq and is a predicted model, not a curated record. The transcript has a single exon. Bases 1 to 1131 code for a protein of 376 amino acids.
AUGCCCCCUCAGCCCAUCGUCUUCGCCUCGCCGGCUGACCCGGCCGUGGGGCUCAAGACCAAAUCUUCAGGCUUCGUGUCCUUCAGUGUCGCUCCUCCCCGCGAGCCGACUCCUCCUCCUGCCCCCGUCUUGACGUUCAACCAGCGCCGCAAGAGCGCUGUUGUCGUCCCCUCCACCGCGUCGGAGCGCCUGUCGUCAAAAAUGCGACCCCUCAACGUGACCAUUGUCGCUCGCUGCCUCGUCCGCCCGAAGGUGCCAUCGCCGCCGCCGACGAACAAGAAGCGAUCAUCCCACCAGACCCCCGCCGCAUCCCCUACGCCCUCUAUUCCUGCGACUGGCCCCGCCGUGCACCCCUACAACCGUCUCCACGAUCUCGCCAACACGCGUUCCACGAUCCCCUCCCCGCAGGAGCUCCUCCGAGCUGAGCGGGCCGAGGAGGAAAAGGCUCGCCAGAAGAAGGAGAACGCUGCAGCUGCUCGUGCAGCGGCAGCGCUCGCCAGGCGUCGCAAGGCUUUGCGAUCCAGUCGCGGAACACGCGGUUCGAGCACGGUGGCCACCCCGACCCCGACUCCGAUGAUCCCGCCCAUCCAGCGAGCUGUUGCCGCCCAGCGUGCCCGUUCCGCCGAAGCUGCCGCUGCCGAGGCUCACGCCGCCGAAGCUGCCCAGUAUAAGCUCCCGACAACCGAACCAGAGGAUGGCGGCGACACCCCGACACCCCGCACUCUGAAGCGCACUCGCUCCAGUGGGCUUGCCCCCGUGUCUGUGGGCGGUAACGGUGUCGUCAAUGUCAACUCGCCUCUCCGCGCCGUUACAUCUGCCGAUGAUGACAAGGACAAGACUGAAGUCGACGGUGCCCUGGACGAAACUUCUGCUCCCCGCAAGCGCUCGCGCCUGGCCGAGAGCGUUCCACCGACACGCGCUUCCCGACGUGGUUCGACCUCGCCUGCCGGUUCCGCAAGCAGCCUGCCCGAGGCCAGUCCGCGGAAAUCGGGCGAGAGCUCCCCCAAGGACAGCGAGGACGCGACUAGCAUGCGCCGCGUUCAGUCCGAGACGCAGACUCAGCCGAUGGUCCGCGAACGGUCACGGCGCGAGACACAGGUGCCCGCGCGGAUGCGCGACUACGACAGAUAA